Molecule: messenger RNA, 1191 nt
Organism: Myotis daubentonii (Daubenton's bat)
Lineage: Eukaryota; Metazoa; Chordata; Mammalia; Chiroptera; Vespertilionidae
Product: class I histocompatibility antigen, Gogo-B*0102 alpha chain-like
Exons: 6
Coding region: 97-1176 (359 amino acids)
Biological process (GO): positive regulation of T cell mediated cytotoxicity; antigen processing and presentation of endogenous peptide antigen via MHC class I via ER pathway, TAP-independent; immune response
Cellular component (GO): external side of plasma membrane
Molecular function (GO): signaling receptor binding; peptide antigen binding
Source: RefSeq, a predicted model, not a curated record
AGAGGUUUCCAGAGCAGCCAAUCAGCGUCCCCGGGGCUCCCGGUUAUAACUCCUCCGCGGAAGCGCCGGGACUCAGAGGGUCCCCCGACGCCUAGGAUGCGGGUCCUGAGCCCCCCCACCCUCCUCCUGCUGCUCUCGGGGGCGCUGGUCCUGCCCCCCAGCUGGGCCGGCCCCCACUCCCUGAGGUAUUUCUACACCAUCGUGUCCCGGCCCGGCCGCGGGGAGCCCCGCUUCUUCGUCGUCGGCUACGUGGACGACACGCAGUUCGUGCGGUUCGACAGCGACGCUGCGAGUCCCAGGGCGGAGCCAGGGGCGCCGUGGAUGCAGCAGCCGUGGGUGGAGCAGGUGUACCUCGGGUAUUGGGAGGAGCAGACCCAGAUCUUCAAGGCAGCCGCACAGACUUACCGAGGGAACCUGGAGAUCCUGCGCGGCCACUACAACCAGAGCGAGGACGGGUCUCACACCUACCAGUGCAUGUUUGGCUGCGAUGUGGGACCCGACGGGCGCCUCCUCCGCGGGUACAGUCAGUGGGCCUACGACGGCGCCGACUACAUCGCCCUGAACGAGGACCUGACCUCCUGGACCUCAGCAGACCUGGCGGCUCAGAUCACCGGGCGCAAGUGGGAGGCGGAGGAUGAGGCAGAGCGUGUGAGGAGCUACCUGGAGGGCCUGUGUGUGGAGUCACUACUCAUUUACCUGGAAAAGGGGAAGGAGACCCUGCAGCGCGCAGACCCUCCAAAGGCACAUGUGACCCACCACCCAGUCUCUGCCCAUGAGGUCACCCUGAGGUGCUGGGCGCUGGGCUUCUACCCUGCAGACAUCAGCCUGACUUGGCAGCAUGAUGGGGAGGACCAGACCCAGGACAUGGAGCUGGUGGAGACCAGGCCUUCGGGAGACGGGACCUUCCAGAAGUGGGCUGCCGUGGGGGUGCCCCCUGGAGAGGAGCAGAGAUACACGUGCCAUGUGCAGCACAAGGGGCUGCCCGAGCCCCUGACCCUGAGAUGGGAACCUCCUUCUCAGACCUUCAUCUUCAUCAUUAUGGGCGUCGCUGGGGGCCUGGUUCUGCUGGGAGCCGUAGCUGGAGCUGUGAUGUGGGAGAGGAGGCGCUCAGGUUUCCUGGUCCUGCCCUGGGUCUGUACACAGGGUUCUGGAAACUUCUCUGGGGCCCAGGACUAGGGCUUCCUUUAGGAC